This is a messenger RNA of Neohortaea acidophila, 1465 nucleotides long. RefSeq lists its product as uncharacterized. Gene Ontology annotation, molecular function: hydroxymethylglutaryl-CoA lyase activity. NCBI's taxonomy places the organism in Eukaryota, Fungi, Ascomycota, Dothideomycetes, Mycosphaerellales, Teratosphaeriaceae. Gene Ontology annotation, biological process: L-leucine catabolic process; ketone body biosynthetic process. The record is from RefSeq and is a predicted model, not a curated record. The transcript has a single exon. The coding region runs from base 206 to 1339 and encodes 377 amino acids.
ACUGUCGUUGAGGCGGGGGAAGGAAAACAGGAGGAAGUGUGUCGAGGUGCGGUGGAGGGGGAGGUGUCGAGCAAAGCCGCCCGCCGAUCUCGGCAAAGCACCGACAUCAUUCCCGCAUUGCCUGCACUUUGCUACUUUCCACCUCCAUGAAUGCUUUUCCUCAGUCCUUGACGAGUGCGUGUGCGCUCCACUGAACCACCUGACCAUGUCGCUAUAUCGGUGCGCACUGCGAAAGCAGGCUCUGACUCCCUUCCGACGCUCCUUCUCAGCCUCCCCGCGAGCACUGGCAGAUCACGUUCGAAUCAUCGAGGUCGGCCCACGCGAUGGUCUGCAGAAUGAGAAGAAGAGCAUACCGGUGGAGACGAAGAUCGAACUGGUGAAGAGACUGGCAAAGACGGGCCUGACCACCAUCGAAGCAGGCUCCUUCGUCGCCCCGAAAUGGGUGCCCCAAAUGGCCGCAUCCGACAAGGUGCUGUCCUCCAUCUUGGCCAGCCCUCCCUCCUCCCCUACCCCAAUCACCUACCAAUGGCUCCUGCCCAACUCCAAGGGCCUCGACAACUACUUCAAAAUCAUGAACACCUCCUCCUCCGCCCCCGACGGCUAUCCCACCCCUCCUCCGUCCCCCAAAUCCGAUGCUGGACCCGCACUAAAUACCUCCCCGCAAAACCCUAACGAGUCCACCGCACCGAAUCAAAGCCACGAAGUCUCCAUCUUCAUGGCAGCGACGGAGACGUUUAGCAAGAAAAACACAAAUUGCACCGUGCAGGAAUCUCUCGACCGCUUCGCGCCUCUGAUCAAAGCCAGCAAGGAAGCAGGCUACCCCGUGCGCGCCUACAUCUCUGUCGCCCUUGGCUGUCCCUUUGAAGGCCCCGACGUAGAUCCCCACAGAGUUGCUGAGAUCGCUACAAGUUUGAUGGAGAUGGGGGCCGACGAGCUCAGCGUGGCGGAUACGACGGGCAUGGGCACUGCGCCGCGCACGCGGAAACUGCUGCAGACGCUAAAGGAGGCGGGCAUCCGGAAUGAGGAUGUGGCGAUGCAUUUCCACGACACUUUUGGGCAGGCGCUGAUCAAUACCAUGGUUUCGUUGGAUCAUGGCAUUCGCGCUUUUGAUAGUGCUGUCGGUGGUCUGGGUGGCUGUCCUUACUCUCCUGGGGCCACCGGCAAUGUGGCGACGGAGGAUCUGGUGUACGCGUUGCAUUCGCUGGGCGCGAAGACGGGCGUGGACUUGGAGGAGUGCAGUCGGAUUGGAGAGUGGAUCACCGGGGAGAUUGGGAAGGGCAAUGCGUCGAGUGCGGGCAGAGCUACGCUCGCGAGGCUGCGGCGGGAGGGCAGUGCGUGAGAAUGUGUUCCACGAUGCACCAAGGCAUAUCUAAAACUAUAAGAUGAGAAGUUUAGGAGCGGACACGGGUUGAAUAUUCGUUACUCAAUGCCUCGACAUAGCAUGCAAAUAGGUUAAAAGCAAGCC